AUGGGUAAUGGUAAUAUUAGUCGAGCUUUCAUUCAUCUUAAUCCAACUAAAAAAUGUUAUCUAACUGGUGAUAUCAUAUCUGGAACUGUUGGUUUAAAUCUUAUACAAGCAAAACGGGAAGUUGAUAAAACCUAUAUAGUCGAACUUAUAGGAGAAAUUGGUUAUACAACAACAGAAACUUAUUCAUAUGGGAAAGGAAGAACAACAAUAACUAAAUAUCAUCAUCCAAAAUUUUACAAAAAAACAGUUAAUUUAACAACGCCCAAUGUUGAACGAGACAUAUAUUAUUGGCCAUUUCAAUUUCAAUUACUUAAUCAUCUUCCACCAACAAUAAAUAAACGUCAAAAUUAUCCUCAUGUGAAAUAUUAUUUACAACUUAGUAUGUAUAAAGAAGGUUCGAAGUCAGAAAAUAAAGUUAUGAAAUAUUUAACAAAAAUUUAUCCAUGUGUUAAUUUAUUAGAAAAUCUUGAAUGUUUAAAACCAAUUCACAUUAAAUAUAAUGAGAAAAAUAUUAUAUUACAUGUUACUUUAAACAAAUCAGGAUAUGUUCCUGGUGAAGUAAUUUAUAUGACAUUACAAAUUGAAAAUCCACGGAAAGCUUUAGUUCAACGUAUUGAUCUUGCAAUGAUAAAAAAAUAUAUAAUUCAACAAUGUAAAUGUAAAGAUAUGAUAUUUAAAGUAACAUUGCCAAAAAUUUUAAAUGUAAAAGACGAACAAAUACAAGAAGUAUUUGAUAUACGAAUUCCAUCUUUAUUAUUACCUCCAUCAUAUGUAUCUCAUGAAGGAAUUCGUCAAAAUGCUUCGAUUGAUAUUUCUUAUAAACUUGAACUUGCAAUUAAAAUUCAAGGUUUUUUUAAUGAUUUUUAUGUUGAUAUUCCAAUUACAUUAGGAACAGAGCCAAAUCCUGAUUUUAAUCAUCAACAAAUAUCGAAUCCGAUGGUGAUUCCUGAUUAUUCAAUAUUUAAUGAUGAUGAUGAUGAUCUACCACCUGAUUAUUAUUCUGCUGUACAAAAUCUAGAAAGAUUGGACGUUCAAGAUUAA
This is a messenger RNA of Adineta steineri, 1041 nucleotides long. The record is from the annotation of a GenBank genome assembly. NCBI's taxonomy places the organism in Eukaryota, Metazoa, Rotifera, Eurotatoria, Adinetida, Adinetidae.